Pogoniulus pusillus (Red-fronted tinkerbird) is the source of this 1041-nucleotide messenger RNA. It is a transcript of the gene PITX1, whose product is annotated as paired like homeodomain 1. The record is from RefSeq and is a predicted model, not a curated record. Gene Ontology annotation, cellular component: nucleus. Gene Ontology annotation, molecular function: DNA-binding transcription factor activity, RNA polymerase II-specific; RNA polymerase II cis-regulatory region sequence-specific DNA binding. NCBI's taxonomy places the organism in Eukaryota, Metazoa, Chordata, Aves, Piciformes, Lybiidae. Gene Ontology annotation, biological process: regulation of transcription by RNA polymerase II; anatomical structure morphogenesis. The coding region runs from base 1 to 909 and encodes 302 amino acids. The transcript has 3 exons.
AUGGAUUCCUUUAAAGGUGGAAUGAAUUUGGAGAGACUGCCCGAAAGCUUGAGACCCCAACCCUCCCAUGACAUGGCUUCCAGCUUCCAUUUGCAAAGAUCCUCGGAACCCAGAGACCCGAUCGACAACUCAGCCAGUGAAUCCUCCGACACGGAGGUGCCAGAGAAGGAGCGCAGCGGAGAGCAGAAAAACGAGGACGGGGCCGCUGACGACCCGGCGAAGAAGAAGAAGCAGCGGCGGCAGCGGACCCACUUCACCAGCCAACAGCUGCAGGAGCUGGAAGCCACUUUCCAGAGGAACCGCUAUCCUGACAUGAGCAUGCGGGAGGAGAUCGCCGUCUGGACCAACCUCACCGAGCCCCGAGUGCGGGUCUGGUUCAAGAACCGCCGAGCCAAGUGGAGAAAGCGGGAACGGAACCAGCAGAUGGACCUGUGCAAGAACGGGUACGUGCCGCAGUUCAGCGGGCUGAUGCAGCCCUACGACGACAUGUACGCCGGGUACCCCUACAACAACUGGGCCACCAAGAGUCUCACCCCGGCUCCUCUUUCUACCAAGAGCUUCACCUUCUUCAACUCCAUGAGCCCUCUCUCCUCGCAGUCCAUGUUCUCGGCGCCCAGCAGUAUCUCCUCCAUGAACAUGCCCUCCAGUAUGGGUCACUCGGCAGUGCCGGGCAUGGCCAACUCCGGCCUCAACAACAUUAACAACAUCAGCGGUUCCUCGCUCAACUCGGCCAUGUCCUCGCCGGCCUGUCCCUACGGGCCGCCGGGCUCGCCGUACAGCGUCUACCGGGACACUUGCAACUCCAGCUUAGCCAGCCUCAGACUGAAAUCUAAGCAGCACUCCAGUUUCGGCUACAGCAGUUUGCAAAGCCCCGGCUCCAGUCUAAACGCCUGUCAGUAUAACAGUUGACGGACUUGACACAAACCACCUCCGACAAAGCAAGGCAAAGCAAAGCGGCGCCUAACGGAAAAGAAGAAAAAAAGUUAUAUAAAAGUUAAAACCCGAUGAUGAUUAAAAGCAAAACCCGAGAGAGGAAAAAAA